Molecule: messenger RNA, 1431 nt
Organism: Pistacia vera
Lineage: Eukaryota; Viridiplantae; Streptophyta; Magnoliopsida; Sapindales; Anacardiaceae
Product: dnaJ homolog subfamily B member 6
Exons: 6
Coding region: 306-959 (217 amino acids)
Source: RefSeq, a predicted model, not a curated record
ACUUAAUCUCCAGUUUUAUAUCUUCUGGAGACUUCUUUGGUUUACCUUUUUUAACUUGGGAGAGAAACAGAGAGAAAGAAGUAAAGAAAAAUUAUUUCUUUUCUCUCUUUUCUCUCCAACACAACUUGACCAUUUGGUGUUGAGUUUGAUAAAGAUGUAAUCUUUGUAAGUCUAUAAGGCGUUUUGUUGUAAGAUACAGGUGGGUUUGGUUUGGUUUUGGAUUUUGUUUUGUGGGUUGUGUUUGGUUUUGUAAUUUGUCGACUUGAAAAGGAGAAAGUUUGAGUCUUGUUUGGUGUUGAAGAAAAAUGGCCAAUGGAGAAGAGAAAAGCAAUGACUUGUAUGGAGUUUUGGGAUUGAAUAAAGAAUGUACAGCAACAGAGCUGAGGAAUGCCUAUAAGAAACUUGCACUGAGAUGGCAUCCAGAUCGUUGUUCAGCAACGGGAAAUUCAAAGUUUGUUGAGGAAGCCAAGAAGAAAUUUCAGGCCAUUCAACAAGCCUAUUCUGUUCUGUCUGACGCCAACAAGAGGUUUCUGUACGACGUAGGUGUCUAUGACAGUGAUGAUGAUGAUGAUGAUCAAAAUGGAAUGGGUGAUUUCUUGAAUGAAAUGGCAUGCAUGAUGAGCCAAACAAAGACUAGUGAAAAUGGGAAGGAGAGUUUUGAGGAAUUGCAGGAGUUGUUUGAAGAGAUGUUUCAAGAGGACGUUGAGGCAUUCGGUUCUAGCUGUCAGGAUACUAGUUCAUGUUCUACUUCUUCAUCGUCAUAUGUGUCUUACAGUGAUGGUUCGAGUACAAACAAGCGCAAUUCAUCUGAAAUGACUUCUGGGAAGACAAAUGCUGAGGGUUCCUCUAGUUUCAAUGCUCAUUUUCAGAGUUUCUGUUUUGGGACAGGUGGAACACCAGCAAAAUUUCAUGAAGGGGAAGGGAGUAAGAGGAGGAAUUCCAGGAGGAGCGGGCGGUAGCCAAAGACACAGCAAAAAACAAAAAUUUUUCAUCUGGCUAUAAUCUCUCCUCCCAUGAUUAUUCAAGUAUUUCUGCUUCAUGAUGCACUAGUUGACAUAUCAUCAAUGAUUGCUAAUCCAACCCCAGCAUUUAGGCCAAACUUACCAUAUUAACUUAAACGCCGCGAGAGGCGAAGCCUUGGAAGUCCUCAUGACCAAUGCUGAAUCACAGUUGGAGAAAUCUUGAAUCAUGGCGUGGAGGAUGCUGAACACCACCAGCAAUGAAGCAAAAGCUAUAACCAACUUAAGUUGCUUACCUUUCUUCUCUUGCUUGAGGGUUUAGUUAAAUAGGAAACAGAUGAUUGUAAGAGCUUAUUAAACAUUUAAUAACUAGUUUCCCUGAUGCUACAUUUUACAUUUAAUCUUUCCAAACUUAUCAUACAGUGAGUUUUAUAUAUUUAUGUGCAUACAAAAUGGUCCCUUUUGAUCCCAA